This is a messenger RNA of Tauraco erythrolophus (red-crested turaco), 239 nucleotides long. Lineage: Eukaryota; Metazoa; Chordata; Aves; Musophagiformes; Musophagidae. The record is from RefSeq and is a predicted model, not a curated record.
ACCGACGAUGCCUUCAUCCUGCGGUUCCUGCGGGCCAGGAAGUUUCAGCACUUCGAGGCGUUUCGCCUCCUGGCCCAGUACUUUGAAUAUCGCCAGCAGAACCUGGACAUGUUCAAGAGCUUCAAGGCCACAGACCCGGGCAUCAAGCAGGCGCUGAAGGAUGGCUUCCCCGGCGGGCUGGCCAACCUGGACCACUAUAAGAUCCUCGUCCUUUUUGCUGCCAACUGGGACCAGAGCAG